CAGACGUAGCGACUGCGGCAGUUCCUUGGACAGAUUGGCUGUUCGCGAGAGAGUGCUACGCCGGAGGCUAACUCGAAUUGUUGUUGCGUAGUUGCCCCAGGCGGUCGUCGACCAUCAUCUUCCACAAAUAAGAGCGUUUUUUGUCCAGAGAGAUUUCGCACACAAAUUGAGAUGGCGGGUGAGCUGCGAGUGCUUUGCGAUUACGAUUUUUUUUCUGUCUGAGUCUGAGUCGAGUUAGGGGAAGCAGAAGGACCUCAAAAUCGAAAGCAAAUGCGUUGGCAGAGCUGUCAAAAAUAAGUUGAAGUACCUCACCUGCAGCUGCAGCCGUUUACUUACUUACGUUAGUGCAACUGGUACAACCAAUCCGAAAAAAGAAAAAAAAAACCAUGCUCACCGCGAACUUCGUGGAGCCGACCCCGCCGGGGGACAGUUCCACCAAGGCUUUUUUCCAGCGGCAGAUCGACACCUUCGAAAACGACAAAAAUCAGUCCGACCAGGAUCUUAUGCACUGCAAAAGAAGUAUCGUACUCGUACUAAUCGCGUUUAUGCAUUACAAAUCUUUAUCUUUUUGCUCAGGCAAACGCAAAUCCGCAUUUACAAAUUCAAUUUGUAGAAAUGCUAAGUCAAUUAUUUGUAAUGCAGUUUAUACUAGUGCGAUACUCAUACUUUCAUAGUGCAUAGAUCUGACCUCGCUCUGGAAAAAUUUCGGAUGCGAGACCAAAGCGGGCCGGGCCUUGAGAAGCUUGUACCAUGACAGCAAGUCGCACGCCAAGAUCUCGGGGAGGAUCAACCGGAAUCGCGGCAUGGUGAAAACCAGUAGCCAAAGUAAAUUCGACAAGGAAACGGCUUUGAAAGAAGCAAUGUCAAUGAGCACGAACAACGGCGUGAAAAAGUGCCCGCAGAGGGACGGGAAGGUAUAGAUGCUUACUUUGCCAACCAUGCUAUAAUCCACUAGAUUCUGGCUCUGCAUCUUCUACUAUUGCUGCGUUUCGUGCAUUGGAAAUCAAGUCUCAGUCAUCUGUCAUGCAUGGUUUGCAUUGGAAAUCGAGUUUGUCAUGCAUGGUUUGCAUUCAUAAUUAAACCGAAUCUUCAUCUCCAGGUCCCGAUCCCACGUGUCGGCUUAGACAAGAGGCAAGACGACGAGGACGACUGGACCACCAUAAAGGGCCACAGUGUCAUCCGCGGGAAAAAACCGCUGACUCAAAUCAAGGCCGAGAACAACGAAUUUGUGGAAGUGCAGUCGAAAGUGGGGGUGAGAAGGGGACGGGAUAACGACGCGAUGAAAAGGGAGUUGGCGAAUAAGUUUCAGUUCGGAACUGCCUACAUGUCACCCGCCGAAUUGAAAAUGAGGAGGGAAAGAAGGGAAGAGGAGGAACAGGUAGAGGUUGUGUUUUUUUCUGCUGGUGCAGCAUCUGCGUGAGGUCUUUGUCAUGCGAGAGAAGCAAUGUGACGUAUAGGUUUCUGAUGCAUCUGCAUCAUGUCUUACAACAAGAACCAUAAUUGAAACAAAAUUAUCUCAAACUCCAGCUCUUCGCCAUGGAGAACGAGAAUUUGACGAGGCAGGACGUGGAAAUGUACGAGGACUUGAAGCAGGGGAUCAAAUAUCCAGGGAGAAAAAAUCACUUUAUUCGCCCCUGUAGUUGGCAAGAACUUUCGUUAUUUGUGUUGCUGAUACAACAACAGCACGGCAUGCACGGCUGUACGUUCAUGGUAUUAAGCCCGCUUGUGCAUUACAAAUUGGCUUCCUGACUAGACAACGAGGGUAGACUGGUAUUGUUUCUCCCUCCCAUACCCCAGAGCGGCAGAUGUCCCUCACCGUGCUAGACCGGCAGUUACAGGACAACCCGGAGCUUCUGAAGCCGAAAGAGCGGAUUCUGCUCGGCAAGGAAGCGCUGGAAUUGGUAUGAGAGUGCACAACUCCCCCUCCCCCUCAUUUGUCAUGCAAAACCGCAAAUCCAUUUGCUGCUCUGUGGCACUGGUUGCAUGACACAUUGAUUUGUUCGGAAGGCCAAACAGUAAGUACUACCUUCGGCGGGUGAACUUGUCAUGCACAGGCUUCAGGAGUGCUGGCGUUUGUAUUGCUGUCCAUGCCAUACAAAUGAGGGGAAGGGGGGGUUAUGCACUCUCAUAAUUGGACAACCGACUGCAGAAGGACCUGCAGGCUCUGCAGAAAUUUGAACUGGAGAAGUUUGGGAGAAUAAAAACCAGAAAUGCAUAGAAGCGAUAAAAGAUAGCAAAAAAUCGCGGCCGAGAUGCGGUUGUGAGAUGACUUGGUGGUCCCAGUACGUGGUGCUUGAAAUAAUUGAAGCAUGAUCGCGUGCAAGAACAGUUCUCUGUCGCACAAGACCAAAGAAAAGCAGAGCUAGACCCCUUUGCGAACCGUGGUUUUUAUCGCAUUUAUUCGAACUGCCUGUUUUAUUUGAAACGAACUUUUUUCCCCGAUGUACUUCUUUUUCGCAAAGUAAAGAAUGAAGCAAAUUCAAAAAGGGCUGAAUAUAGAUACACAAAGCACAGAACUAGACCGACAAGGUUUUUAUGAAAUCGAGAGUUCAAUAGUGACAGCGUUGCAAGUGGCUAUGAAGAAAGCUCUUGCUACAAAAAUUGGAAAGCAAGUCGUCUUGCUUGUACGACCUCC
This is a messenger RNA of Amoebophrya sp. A120, 2635 nucleotides long. The record is from the annotation of a GenBank genome assembly. NCBI's taxonomy places the organism in Eukaryota, Dinophyceae, Syndiniales, Amoebophryaceae.